Vanderwaltozyma polyspora DSM 70294 is the source of this 1128-nucleotide messenger RNA. RefSeq names its product methionine aminopeptidase MAP1 (gene MAP1). Bases 1 to 1128 code for a protein of 375 amino acids. The record is from RefSeq and is a predicted model, not a curated record. The transcript has a single exon. Gene Ontology annotation, biological process: proteolysis. NCBI's taxonomy places the organism in Eukaryota, Fungi, Ascomycota, Saccharomycetes, Saccharomycetales, Saccharomycetaceae. Gene Ontology annotation, molecular function: metalloaminopeptidase activity.
AUGUCUAGUGAUCAGAUAGUGUAUUGUGCUGGUCUUCAGUGUGGUAAGGAGACUACCUCUCAAUUAAAAUGUCCUAUUUGUUUGAAAUCUGGUAUUGAAUCUGUCUUCUGUGAUGAAUCAUGUUACAAGGACAACUACAAAGCUCAUAAGGCUUUACAUUACAAAGAUGGUGAUGAUGACAAAGCCUCUUACGAUCCUUUCCCAAAGUUCAAGUAUACUGGUGAAUUGAGAGCUUCUUAUCCGUUGACUUCAAAGAGAUAUGUUCCUGAAGAGGUUGUUAAACCUGAUUGGGCUGCUAAUGGGUUGCCUAUUGCAGAACAAAGAAAUGAUAGAUUGAACAAGAUCCCUGUUUACAAUAAGGACCAGAUCAAGAAGAUCAGAAAAGCUGCUAUGUUGGGUCGUGAAGUCUUGGACAUUGCUGCUGCUGCUGUUAAGCCUGGUAUUACCACUGAUGAAAUUGAUGAAAUUGUACACAAUGAAACUAUCAAGAGAAAUGCUUAUCCAUCUCCAUUGAAUUAUUAUAAUUUCCCAAAAUCUGUUUGUACUUCUGUUAACGAAGUUAUUUGCCAUGGUAUCCCAGACAAAACCGUAUUGAAAGAAGGUGAUAUUGUCAAUAUUGAUGUAUCUUUAUUCCACGAUGGAUUCCAUGCUGAUUUAAAUGAAACUUAUUACGUUGGUGAAGAUAUUUCGAAAGAGGCUAUUAACACUGUUGAAACUUCAAGAGAAUGUUUGAAAGCUGCCAUUAAACGUUGUAAGCCAGGUGCCACUUUCCAAGAAUUAGGUGAUUAUAUCGAAAAACAUGCUAAAGAAAAUAAAUGUUCAGUAGUAAGGACUUAUUGUGGUCAUGGUGUUGGUGAAUAUUUCCAUUGUUCACCAAAUAUUCCACAUUACGCUAAAAACAGAACCUCUGGUAUCAUGAAACCAGGUAUGGUCUUUACAAUCGAACCAAUGAUCAAUGAAGGUGUUUGGAAGGACGUUACUUGGCCAGAUGACUGGACUUCUGUCACUCAAGAUGGUAAAUUGAGUGCUCAAUUUGAACAUAUGUUGCUAGUAACAGAACAUGGUGUUGAAUUAUUGACCGCCAGAAACAAGAAAUCCCCUGGUGGUCCAAGACAAAGAAUUAAAUAA